Caenorhabditis remanei is the source of this 276-nucleotide messenger RNA. RefSeq lists its product as uncharacterized. The transcript has a single exon. The coding region runs from base 1 to 276 and encodes 91 amino acids. The record is from RefSeq and is a predicted model, not a curated record. NCBI's taxonomy places the organism in Eukaryota, Metazoa, Nematoda, Chromadorea, Rhabditida, Rhabditidae.
AUGCCAUCAGUGAUUGGCCAUGUCGAAUAUCAUCUUCUCCACAAUACUAAAAUUGGAAAUGAGAAAUUGAUGUGGAUGGCUGAUGCAUAUGGAAUGAAACAACUACUAGAGAAGACUGUUCGUGAAACAACUACUGUCGAAAAAGCGAAGUUGUCGAAGGAUCCGAAGACGAUUGUACUCGAUCACAUUCUAUUGUACUCGAUCAUUUCAUUUUUGUUGAUUUCAUUUGUUAUUGUUGUUGAUUGUUUUGUUGAAUUGAAAUUCAAAACUCUCUGA